Messenger RNA from Elgaria multicarinata webbii, 1056 nucleotides. RefSeq names its product olfactory receptor 4Q3-like. The transcript is spliced from 2 exons. Gene Ontology annotation, cellular component: plasma membrane. The record is from RefSeq and is a predicted model, not a curated record. Gene Ontology annotation, biological process: G protein-coupled receptor signaling pathway. The coding region runs from base 1 to 1056 and encodes 351 amino acids. Gene Ontology annotation, molecular function: G protein-coupled receptor activity; olfactory receptor activity. NCBI's taxonomy places the organism in Eukaryota, Metazoa, Chordata, Lepidosauria, Squamata, Anguidae.
AUGAGCCAGGCUCAAAGGACCUUUCCCAUCCCCAAUAGCAGUGCCUCCCAGUCCCAUCUCAGCCGUACAGCUCAGAAGGAUAUCAUGGUCAAUGAUCUGACCCUUCCCAUCAAUGUCUCCACUGUCACAGAGUUCAUCUUCCUGGGUCAUUCCAGCUCCCGUCCCAUCCAGCUCCUUCUCUUUGUCCUGGUCUUGGCUGCUUAUGCAACAGUCUUGUUGGGCAACCUCCUCAUCGUGGUGACUGUGCAUAGAGAGCCCCGCCUCCACCAGUCCCCCAUGUACUUUUUCCUGGCCAACCUGUCCAUCUUUGAUAUUAGCUUGGGCUCUGUGGCUACACCCAAGCUGUUGACGGACCUGAUCCGCUGCAGCAGGAGCAUUACCUUCGUGGGCUGCAUGGUUCAGAUCUUCUUCAUCCACUUUAUUGGGGGCUCUGAGAUGCUCCUUGUUACCCUCAUGGCCUACGAUCGCUACAUGGCCAUCUGCCACCCGCUGACAUACAUGGCCAUCAUGAACCGUCCGCAUUGCAUCAGGCUCCUGACAUCCUGUUGGGCUGGAGGCCUCCUCCACACUACCAUCCAGAUGCUUUUGCUUCUCCGGCUACCAUUCUGUGGUCCAAAUAAACUGGACAACUUUCAUUGUGACCUCCCGCAGGUGAUCAAACUGGCUUGUGCUGAUACCUAUGUCACAGAGCUACUUGUGGUGGCCAAUAGUGGCCUGCUUUCCCUUGUCUGCUUUCUUGCCUUGCUAGGCUCCUAUAGUGUCAUUGUUGCCAACCUUCGAGGUCACUUCAGAGAGAGCGGAGGGAAGGCUCUGUCCACCUGUAGCUCCCAUUUGAUUGUGGUCUUCAUCAGCUUUGUGCCCUGCAUCUUUGUGUAUUUAGUACCUUUCUCUAGGUCUCACAUGGACAAGGUGGCUUCUGUGUUCUACACAUUAAUCGUGCCUUCCCUCAACCCAAUUAUAUAUACCCUGAGGAACCGAGACAUGAGUGAGGCAAUGGGGAGGCUGAAGAACAGGUGUCCUUUCACACAUUCAUCUGUGAAAGCAGAACACAUCUGA